UAGACAGUUUCUCAAGUGUUCAGCGGCGCGAUUACGAUGAACGCAUCCGUUUGUUUAAUGGGAGGGGUUGUGUAACCGUAUGAAAAGGCAGAAAACUUUCUUUCUACAUAAAUAUUUGUAGUAGUUCAGAGUUUCGCUUUGACUCUAUUCUAUCCAGUGCCCUGUAAAGAUUCCCCGGACAGAGAGAUCGGUGAAAUGGCGAGCAAGAAGGCAGUUUUGUUCAAUCUGUGGGGUGUCGUGGUUUCUCCCAGACCCGCAGAAACUUUCCUCAAAUUCGAAGAGACCCACAAACUCCCCAGUGGUUUUCUGGAGAAGCUGGUGACAAACGAGGACAGUGCAAUGCAACGUGCAGAGAGGGGCAAACUCUCCCUCUCUCAGAUGAUCCCAGAGCUUGAUGCAGAGUGUGUGAGUGCAGCAUCAGAUCAGAAGGUCAGUCUUGCUGCUGGGUUCUCUGUUAAGAGCCUGUUGGAGGAACUCAGAGACUCAACCACCGUCAACAAACACAUUCUGCAGACCGUAGCUACGCUCCGCAGACAAGGGUUAUUGACAGGUGUGUUGGCCAACCAGUGGGUGGAUGACAGUGGGUGUGGAGAUAGCUCUGGCCGUCUCCUCUCUCUGCUGGGCGUCCAUUUUGAUGUGGUGCUACAGUCCUGUCGUACCGGCCUCAGGGUCCCAGAGGCCGACCUGUUCAUCUCCGCUCUCAAACAGCUGGGAGUGCCUCCGAAACAGGCUCUGUGGUUGGCUGAUGAUGAGAAGGGGGUGGGAGCAGCAGAGGCAUUAGGGAUGACAGCUGUUUUGGUGAAGGACCUGCCUGAAGCUCUGAAACAAGUAGAGACCUUCACUGGAGUACAGGCCGUAACAGGGGAAAGCUACCCAGCCUCUUGCAACCCAGAAGAGGUUUCUCAUGGAUAUGUCACCGUCAAGAUCAAAGGGUUUUAUUGUCAUAUUGGGUCCAACGUGGAGUUCCUGGCGGCAGCGAUGCUCCAAAGGCCAUGGACCCUGCUGAUAACCACAGUGUUGGAGAUGAACCCCCAACACCGCUGGGAACCAAUCGGUGUGGGGGUCUCUGGCGAUCCCAUAGAGGAGAAGGGUGUAACAGAGACCUGUCCUUAUAUAACUCCUCUACAGGGUGUAACAGAGACCUGUCCUUAUAUAACUCCUCUACAGGGUGUAGCUGAGACUGAGAUGGAGAAAGAUCUGGCAAGGACCUUCAAGAUCUUCUUCCGUGGCAGUGGAGAUGAGGAUAAUGUUCCUACUAUCAACACUUCGGGAGUUUGUGCCAGAGGUGGUCUGUUCGUAGGACUACCAGACGAGAUACCUAGGAGUUCUAUCCUCAGUGAGACCGCUCUGCAAUUCUACAUCACUCAGUUCAAAGACAAGGGAUUCAGAGGGCCGCUGAACUGGUACCGUAAUGUUGUGAGCAACUGGAAAUGGCUAUGCUCCCGACCCAGAGCUAAGCUCUUGAUGCCAGCUCUGAUGGUGACCGCGGGUAAAGAUCCUGUUCUGCUGCCUGUCUUCUCCAGGGGAAUGGAAAACAUGAUUCCCAACCUCACCAGAGGACACAUUGAGGAGUGUGGACACUGGACCCAGAUGGAAAGGCCAUCUGAGCUGAACACCAUUCUGAUCUCAUGGCUGAAGGACACUCACAGCAACAUGGGGGUUGCCGUGACACCCAAGCUGUGAUCAGUUACCAUGACUGGCCACUCCUCGGAGCCUGGUUCCUCUCUAGGUUUCUUCCUUGGUUCUUGCAGCUUGACGUUUAUUGGGAUGAGUCUAGUCCUGGAGGCAGAACUGAGCCAUUUGCACGAGAUGGACCAGCUGCAAAGUCAAAAUUUGCUAUAUAAAAAAAUAUAUAUAUACUGAACAAAAAUAUAAACGUGACAUCUAACAAUUUCAAAGAGUUAUAGUUCAAAUAAGGAAAUCAGUCAAUUUAAAUACAUUUAUUAGGCCCUAACGUAUGGAUUUCACAUGACUGGGCAGGGUCGUAGGCCCACCCACUGUGCAGCCAGGCCCACCCACUGGGGAGCCAGGCCCACCCACUUGGCAGCCAGACCCACCCACUAGGGAGCCAGGCCCACCCACUGGGGAGCCAGGCCCACCCACUAGGGAGCCAGGCCC
This is a messenger RNA of Oncorhynchus masou masou (cherry salmon), 2118 nucleotides long. RefSeq names its product bifunctional epoxide hydrolase 2-like. The coding region runs from base 196 to 1683 and encodes 495 amino acids. The transcript is spliced from 15 exons. Lineage: Eukaryota; Metazoa; Chordata; Actinopteri; Salmoniformes; Salmonidae. The record is from RefSeq and is a predicted model, not a curated record.